Messenger RNA from Eurypyga helias (sunbittern), 802 nucleotides. It is a transcript of the gene PSMG1, whose product is annotated as proteasome (prosome, macropain) assembly chaperone 1. Gene Ontology annotation, cellular component: endoplasmic reticulum. Gene Ontology annotation, molecular function: proteasome binding. Lineage: Eukaryota; Metazoa; Chordata; Aves; Eurypygiformes; Eurypygidae. The record is from RefSeq and is a predicted model, not a curated record. The transcript has 6 exons. The annotation marks the transcript as partial. Gene Ontology annotation, biological process: proteasome core complex assembly.
GGAGGUCGGCCUUCUCUGGACCCUGCAGUCGGGCGCGCCCACAGAAAGCCCUGCCGGGGAGCCGUUUGCGUGCUCUAAGUUCAUAGUAGCUGUAGGACACAACGCUGCAGCUUUCCUCUCUUCUUUUAUUCUGGAUUCUGUAUGCUGGGAAGUUAUUGGAGUUGUGAAGCUGUGGAACGAGUGGUGUCGAACAUCCAGCACAACAAAUGUCCUCCCGACAGAUUCUUUUUGUUUGUUCUACCGAUUAAUAUCAGAUCCAACAGUUUUGUUGUGCCAGUGUAGUUGCUACAUUGCUGAGGAUCAGCAGUUCCAGUGGCUUGAAAAGGUUUUUGGCUGUAUGCGAAAGGAGGGCUUGCAAGUAACCAUUCUUUCAACGUGUCCUGUAGCUGAUUACAAAACUCAGGAAUCCACUUUAACGCUUCCAUCUCCGUUUCUGAAAGCCUUGAAGACAAAAGAAUUCAAAGAGCAGGUCUGCUGCCCACUGCUGGAACAACCCAACAUCGUGAGAGAUCUUCCUGCUGCUGUUUUGAGUUACUGUCAAGUAUGGCAGAUUCCUGCGGUGUUGUAUCAGUGCUACACUGACGUCAUCAAGCUGGACACGGUUACAGUUGAAGCGUUCAAGCCUCUGCUGUCCUCUAAAAUCCUGAAGAGCUUAGUCAAGGAUGUUUCUGAAAGCACAAAGAUUUUGAAGAAGUUACUGACAACCAAUGAAACUCACAAUACUAUCUAUAUCUGAGGAGGACGUUUGUGAUGCAGACCGCACUUUUGUGAACUCCAGUUUCGUCUGUAAAGGACAUCUGUG